Bursaphelenchus okinawaensis is the source of this 1954-nucleotide messenger RNA. The record is from the annotation of a GenBank genome assembly. NCBI's taxonomy places the organism in Eukaryota, Metazoa, Nematoda, Chromadorea, Rhabditida, Aphelenchoididae.
AUGACAAAAGAACAAAGUCAGGACUAUUGUUGUUGUGGACUCUUCCAUAAGCAUGUAAGUACUUUUAUUGUUGUGGUAUUUGCAAUUUUUUAUUAUGUAAGGAAAGUUCUUGCCAUUUUAUGUUCUGUAAAGAAAGUUCUUGCCAUUUUAUGUUCUGUAAAGAAAGUUCUUGCCAUUUUAUGUUCUGUAAAGAAAGUUCUUGCCAUUUUAUGUUCUGUAAAGAAAGUUCUUGCCAUUUUAUGUUCUGUAAAGAAAGUUCUUGCCAUUUUUUGCUUUGUAAAGAAAGGUCUUGUCAUUUUAAUCUUUGUAAACAAAGUUUUUGCUUCAAAAUUAAAGUUUAAAACAUUUCAGACCCUCGCAUUCGUAGCCGGUGUUUUUCUGUCAGUUUCGUAUGGAAUCGCUUUGGCCCGUCGUAUCUACACCGCCUCGACCACACCCAAUGUCCUGGACACUAUUAUCAUCCUGGCCGCUGGGAUCGGCUUCAUCGUGCACGUCAUGAUGGUGAUUGGCAACAGGAAUCGCAGCAAGGGCUUCUACUGGCCUGCCAUUGUUUUUAAUGUAGGUUUUUGAAUUUUAUGCAGAUUUAUUAUGUUAACGUUGCAAAAAAAGUCUUGUCGCCAAAGUACUAUGUUUUCAAGGAUAAAAACGACAAAACUUUUUAUUGUUUUUUUAAUUAAAAGGCAAAUUCUUUACUGUUUUUUAAAUUCAUUUUUUUUACUGUUUUUAAAAUCAUUUUUAAUGUACAGUAGAUACAUAAAAUCAAUUUACAGAACCAUCAAAGUCCAUUCCACAGUACUAUCACUGUUUUUUCUCAAAAAAUCUCUUUCAAAACCCCAAAAAUCAAAGUUUUCGGCGUUUCCUAACAAAAUCUGACAUUCUGAUCAAUAAAAACCAAAGUAAACUCAUCUAUAAACAGUCAACAUGAUCAUACGCCGUUAAAUUCAUGAUCAUACGACGUUAAAACCCGCGAAUUCGGGUUAAAACUCACCGAUAUAUUGGGUUUGUGGCGGGACGACCCCCUCCGCUCGCACUCGGUUCGCUUUGGAAGAGGCGAGAGAGCGUGGCGAAGUGGCCGAGUGGUCUAAGGCGCUGGUUUUAGGCACCAGUCUCUUCGGGGGCGUGGGUUCGAAUCCCACCUUCGUCAAAUCCUUUUGUCGAAGUUUGUAGGUGGCUUUUGAUGAAAUUAAUGUUAUUUUCGAUGCUUUUUGAAAGUAAAAAAUAUGGAAAUAAAUUUUUGAUUAAAAAUGAAUGUUUUUCAAUUGUUUUUAUAAAUUUAUUUAACUUUUUUAAGCUUUAAAAUGAAAAAAAAGCUUUUUAGCAAAAAAAAAAAGUUUAUUCUGCUGCGGUCAUUUUGUAAACAAAGUUUUUUCUAUUUUUUAUUUUACAAAAAAAUUUAAAUUAAUCUUGUUUAUUACUUCAUAGUUAAAAAUGGUUAAAAAUAUGAAUAACAAAGGGACUACGAAAGUCUUGUCGUUAAUCUUAAUGUAUUCGCAAUGUAAAAAACGACAAAACUUUUUUUUGGCGAUUUAAUAAUAAAUUUUUGACUAAAAAAUUAUAAAAAUGGUAUUUUUAAACAAAUUCUUCAAACUUCAAAAAAAAAUUUUUUUGAAUUUUUAAUUUAAAAAAAAUUAUAUGAUUUUAGGUGAUCUGGUGCCUUGACCAAGCCCGUGCCGCCUUCUUCCACAUCAACUUUAUCGUGAGUGUAUUGAGAAACGCCGAGGACUUUUACAAGGCCGCCCGCGUGCCCCAUACCUACGAAAAGUUCAUUAGUUUGGUCAUCCUGGACCUGUUCACCACGAUUGGCGGUGUUAUUGUAGCUCUGGGCUUCUUCUACAUUAUUGUGGCCGGCUAUCGUUACUUGUCUCGUGAGCAGAAUGCGGCCAAGGUGGUGCAGGUUGAGAACCCGGUGUACAGUAAUGGCCCGGAGAAGUCGCCCAUCACUAACUAUAUCUAA